Molecule: messenger RNA, 1431 nt
Organism: Suillus subalutaceus
Lineage: Eukaryota; Fungi; Basidiomycota; Agaricomycetes; Boletales; Suillaceae
Exons: 8
Coding region: 1-1431 (476 amino acids)
Biological process (GO): mitochondrial DNA replication
Cellular component (GO): mitochondrion; gamma DNA polymerase complex
Molecular function (GO): 3'-5' exonuclease activity; DNA binding; DNA-directed DNA polymerase activity
Source: RefSeq, a predicted model, not a curated record
AUGGACCUCAUGUUGCACUCUAUCUCGAACAAGGCCUCCAUGCUACCUUGGAGGGAAGGUUUUUUUAGAAGCAAGGCCCUUGUGCAAUUUUUCAAUGUGUUGGAUGCUGAUGAGCAAGCGAGCGAGCAACUUCGUGUCAUUUUACGACCAAUGGCUAUCGAAAUAGUCACUGAUGAGGUUGACGCCGAGAUGGAGGCUGCUAAGGAUAUUUUUGGCAUGUCAUCGAAAGAUGUCACUCCCGAACUACUCCUCUCAUUUGAUAUUGGUGCUUUACUGACGGUGCGGUUACGAGAAACUACUCUGUGGCUACGACACAUCCUUUUGUCAGCUAUGCAGACAACUACGAACUGCAAAGGAGAACAAGAAGCAGAACAUCGAGACGAGUACAGCGCUGUCGUCGACCGGGCCUAUGUUCCUACAACUACGGACAUCCCGAUAUCUUUGUCUUCCAUUCUCACUAUUCGACCUGCACUCGACCCAAAUGGAACGGCGGAACCCACUACCCCAGGUGCCUCCUUAACUGACAAUAGCAAUACUCCGACGAGCAGCAACUCCAUCAUGUCCGCGCAGGGUUAUCAGACUGCUCAAUCGUUCAUCCAGUGUUCCACCUCGGUGACGAAAGGAGUUCAACACCAGCUUGGUGAUUUGGCUACACCACUCGAAAUACCUAAUGUAGUUGAAUAUCGCCCUGGUUACUUGGGGAAUCGGUUGAGCGACAACACCUCAUUCCCUUGGGGGAUACACUUUCCCCGCGCAGUCGUUGGUCACAACGUCUGCUACGACCGAGCGCGCAUUCUGGAGGAGUACAGCUUACAUGGAGCUCGGUCCCGCUUCCUCAAUACGAUGGCUCUGCAUGUUACAGUGAAUGGAAUAUCUUCCCACCAGAGACCUGCUUGGAUGAAACACCGCAAAUCCAAGGGGACUCCGAAAGUGCAUCGUGCCGAAGCGGUCGAGGCCGUCAUGGAACUUAUGCGUGAUGUGGAGUUUAAAGAGGAAGACAAUGAAAUUGCCCGUCACCAAGCACACCAACAACAGGGAUCUGGGAAUCAUGGUGGUGAAAGAGGCAAAGGUGGCAGGAACGAGCAGCAAGAUGACCUGAGAUGUGGUCACCUCUUUCCGGAUGCUGCUGGGGCCACUCAGGAAGCCGUUCCUGAGUUCUCGAUCGAAGACUUUGAGAACGCGGACGUGAGAUUCAUUGCAGGCGUGAUCAAAGAGUGGUUUUCGGCCCAAGAAGAAGGCAUCGAAUGGGGCUAUAUGCUGGACCCCCAAGGCUUUUAUCAAUCUGCCAUUCAACUCUAUGGAAUUGCAGAUGUGCCAGUCAUUGUUCCCAACGUUCGCAACGCUGUGGGGGUGCUCAUCCACCCAUCCGAAUACAGCCGGAAGAUCACUGCGCCUGAGCCUGUCGUGGUGGAUGUUAACUUGCGACUGUGA